UAUCUUAGCUAGAUUAGAUAGCUGCAUUCCCAAGAUUGCUUCUCUUCAAUUUCGAUAGAAACGAUUCCCAAAUCCAUUACCGAGAAAGGGAAAAUGUCGGGAAAAGGAGCAAAGGGUCUCAUCACCGGCAAGACCACCGCCAACAAGGACAAAGAUAAAGACAAGAAGAAACCCACUUCUCGUUCCUCGCGCGCUGGUCUCCAGUUCCCUGUGGGUAGGGUUCAUCGCCUGCUAAAAGCGAGGACCACAUCGGGUGGUAGAGUAGGUGCCACAUCAGCUGUCUACACAGCUGCUAUACUUGAAUACCUUACAGCUGAAGUGCUUGAGCUAGCAGGAAAUGCCAGCAAAGAUUUAAAGGUGAAACGUAUAACUCCAAGGCAUCUGCAGCUUGCAAUUCGAGGAGAUGAAGAGCUCGAUACUCUCAUCAAAGGAACCAUAGCGGGUGGAGGCGUGAUACCUCACAUUCACAAGUCUCUCAUUAACAAAUCGUCUAAGGAAUGAUGGGGCAGUUGGGUAAAGAAAGAAAAUGAGUGUGAUCUUCAUUUGGAUAUCGUCUAUUUUAUGAAACUUGUAGGACUGACUUUGUUUCUGUAACUAUUAUUCUUCUUUUUAUCUUUUUUUGUGGACUGUUUAGUAUCUGUUGGGGAUUUUGCACCUUUGGAUUUGGUGUUUGUUCUCAUAAGUUGCAUUUGUAGACCAAAAAUGCUAGUGGUUUUUCUUUUAUAAUUUGGGUUAAAGAGAAUAUUAGUCCUUAACUUUGAUAAUUGUUUGGAUAUAUCCCCAAACUAUUUAGAGUACGAUGUAUUAUAUUAAGAGCAA
Molecule: messenger RNA, 819 nt
Organism: Impatiens glandulifera
Lineage: Eukaryota; Viridiplantae; Streptophyta; Magnoliopsida; Ericales; Balsaminaceae
Product: probable histone H2A variant 3
Exons: 2
Coding region: 94-501 (135 amino acids)
Cellular component (GO): nucleosome
Molecular function (GO): protein heterodimerization activity; DNA binding; structural constituent of chromatin
Source: RefSeq, a predicted model, not a curated record